AUCCAACUCCUACCAAACCAACCUGCUUCGAGACGGUGUGCGGAGGUACCUGCAGCUGCCAGCAGACCAGACAGUGCUGAUACUGCACGCCAAAGUUGCACAGAAGUCAUACGGCAACGAGAAAAGGUUUUUCUGCCCCCCACCUUGCGUUUACCUGAGCGGGCCAGGAUGGAAGUUAAAACAGGAACAGAUGAAAGCCAGGGACCCAGGAGAUGCAGGUUUUCAGGUGUGCGGGUACAUGGGGCUGGACAGCAUGGGCAGCAGCCUGAUGGAGACCCAGAAGCUCAGCUUUGAGGAGCAGCCAGAUGCAAAGGGAUUUGGCUGUGCCAAGGCACUCUACAUCUCGGACGCGGACAAGCGCAAGCAUUUCCGCCUGGUCCUGAAGCUCUUCUUCAGCAACGGGCAAGAGAUCGGCACCUUCCACAGCAAACUGAUCAAGGUCAUCUCCAAGCCCUCUCAGAAGAAGCAGUCACUGAAGAACACAGACCUCUGCAUCUCCUCAGGCUCCAAAGUCUACCUCUUCAACCGACUGCGCUCCCAGACCGUCAGCACCCGCUACCUCUCUGUUGAAGGGGGAGCCUUCAUCGCCAGUGCCAGGCAGUGGGCAGCCUUCACCCUCCACCUGGCCGAUGAGUACUGCACCCGGAGCGAGUUUCCCCUGCGGGAAGGGUACAUCCGCUACGGCUCCGUGGUCCAGCUGGUCUGCACGCAUCGCCCGGCCACUGGCAUCACCCUGCCGCCCCUGAUCAUCCGGAAGGUGAUGAAGCAGUAUGCCAUGCUGGACGUGGACGAGCCCAUCUCCCAGCUCCACAAAUGCGCCUUCCAGUUCCAGGGUAGCGACCGCAUGUAUCUGUGUCUUUCCACAGAGAAAGUGAUCCAGUUCCAGGCAUCUCCCUGCCCGAAGGAAGCCAACCGGGAGCUGUUGAACGACGGCUCCUGCUGGACCAUCAUCGGCACCGAGACAGUGGAGUACACCUUCAGCGAGAGCCUGGCCUGCAUCCGUGAGCCUGUCAGCCCCGUGCCGCUCAUCACUGCCCUGCAGCUCACAGGUGGUGGGGACGUGGCCAUGCUGGAGGUACAGGGGGAGUAUUUCCAUGCACACCUCAAGGUCUGGUUCGGAGAUGUAGAAGCAGAGACAAUGUACAGGAGCCCCAAGUCCCUCUUGUGUGUUGUGCCUGAUGUCUCUGCCUUUGGCAGUGACUGGAGGUGGCUGCGAUACCCCAUCACGGUCCCACUCCUCCUGAUCAGGGAUGAUGGCCUCAUCUACUCCAGCUCCUUCACGUUCACCUACACCCCAGAGCAGAGCUUCAUCCCAGGGCAGCAGGUCCUCUCGGAUGUCCCCCAAGACUCAGACAAAUUACUUGACAGCAUCCAUCAGGAGUUCACCAGGACCAACUUCCACCUUUUCAUGCAGAGCUAG
This is a messenger RNA of Nestor notabilis (Kea), 1420 nucleotides long. It is a transcript of the gene RBPJL, whose product is annotated as recombination signal binding protein for immunoglobulin kappa J region-like. The record is from RefSeq and is a predicted model, not a curated record. Gene Ontology annotation, cellular component: nucleus. Gene Ontology annotation, biological process: regulation of transcription by RNA polymerase II. Gene Ontology annotation, molecular function: DNA-binding transcription activator activity, RNA polymerase II-specific; RNA polymerase II cis-regulatory region sequence-specific DNA binding. Lineage: Eukaryota; Metazoa; Chordata; Aves; Psittaciformes; Psittacidae.